UAUAAACUGACCAUGGACGUAGGGAUAACAAACAGUCCUGCCUUUUCCUGGCAGAGUGAAAUGAUGACAGCGGAGGGCUCCAAAUAAAAAGGACCUGCAGGGACGCUCAGAAGUGACUCUAACAAGGACUCGCUGUGAGGAUGGAGAAAGCUGUGCUGCUGCUGUUUUGUUGCCUGGUCAUGUCUUUAGCAGGCUCCCCGCUCUACCCAUCCAUUAGGUUUGGCAGAAGGGACACCUCCAUCCUGAUGACAUCCUCUUUAAAGGAUCCGGCUGAUCAGCUGGAGGACGACUCAGGAGAGCCAGCGGGGUCACGCUCGGGACGCCACGCUGACGCCAUUUUCACCAACAGCUACAGGAAGGUCCUGGGACAAGUCUCUGCCAGGAAGUUCCUUCAGACAAUCAUGGGCAAACGGCGGGGUGAUAAAAGUGAGAGCUACGUGAAGCGUCAGUCAGACAUCUACGAAGGGACCUUUAAAGAAGAUCUAACCUCCAUCCAGAGCAACCAGAGAUACAGAGGAGUGCACGGGAACAUUAUGAGGCCCAGACUGCUUAGUUGAGAUCGGUGGAUCGGACAGAUGGAAGGCUGCCACUCCUCGCCAACUUUACUUUCCAUAACCAUCGCCGCUUGUUUUCCUUUACCUUCUUAUUUAAAGAUCUAAAGUUUAUUGUCUUUUAUUGAAUUCCC
Messenger RNA from Gymnodraco acuticeps, 685 nucleotides. It is a transcript of the gene ghrh, whose product is annotated as growth hormone releasing hormone. Gene Ontology annotation, molecular function: growth hormone-releasing hormone activity; growth hormone-releasing hormone receptor binding; neuropeptide hormone activity. The record is from RefSeq and is a predicted model, not a curated record. Gene Ontology annotation, biological process: adenylate cyclase-activating G protein-coupled receptor signaling pathway; positive regulation of multicellular organism growth; positive regulation of growth hormone secretion. Lineage: Eukaryota; Metazoa; Chordata; Actinopteri; Perciformes; Bathydraconidae. Gene Ontology annotation, cellular component: terminal bouton; perikaryon; extracellular region.